GAGAAAAGGAAAAAAAAUAGAUUAAAAAAACAGUGUUUUUUUUCGUCUUCAAAAAACCAAAAAAAUUGUUCUAGAUCGGAAUAAGUAGUGAGACUGCAAAUUGUUCGGCUCUCAGGUGAUUUGGUCCUCCACCGACGGAACCGUCUCUGGUCAGUGGGCUAGCUGAGAGCUCUUCCUUGUUAACUGCAAGCCCCUCACAAGCACGAGCACGAGCACGAGCACGAGCACAUAGUGCACAAAGACAGUGUGGAGAUGGCUUUUGGUGCGAGAAGGGCAAUCUUCUUAGGCUUGGUGUUGGUUAUGGUUUUGGGCAUCGCAGUCUACUUCAGGCUUUGGGCUAUUGAUUCCAGAUUUUCAUCUGAUGAUAGAGAACUCAUAAGACGGCAAUUUGAUCUUGCUAACAUGGACGCAAUGGAUGAAUCAGCAGAGUGGAGAAGGAAAUAUGAUGACGAGGUGGAGAGGGCCACAACAUGUUUGAAAGAGAUGCUAGAGAUGAAGGCCACUCUUGAGAAGAAGAUGGAGGAAACUGCUAACGCCAACCCAAAAUUGGCAAUGCUGCAGAAGGAAAAUAUUGGCUUGCUUGAGCGGGUGGAGUCCUUGCAACAAGAGUUAGAAGCAGAGAAGUUGAAGUGCAGCUUACGACAACUUAGAUGAUCAUGAGGUGCAAUAUUAGCUUGCACAUAAUUCUAUGAGAAACACCACUUCGAAUCAUGCGCAUUCCUCACAAUUCUUAGAUUAUCAACUGGUGGUCACUAAAGGAUGUGCUUCUUGAGCAUAAUUUUCCAUGGGUUUGUAGCCUUUAUAUUUCUCCCUGUAUGUAAUGUUCGGUUGAGGUAAGUGCGCUACAAUUAAUGCAGAUUUUUCGUUCUGUACACAACUACUGCUUGGUGCUUCAUGAGCCAGAGGUAUUGAAGGAAGAAAUGAAGUACCAUUUUGCUGCUUGGUUCUCAAGAACAUGAGUAUCAUUCUUUCAUAAUUUUGUUGGUCCUUUUUGUGUAACAGAAUAAAUGAUAAAUAAAAAUAAAAAAACUUUCACUGUGAA
This is a messenger RNA of Macadamia integrifolia, 1042 nucleotides long. RefSeq lists its product as uncharacterized. The transcript has 4 exons. The coding region runs from base 253 to 654 and encodes 133 amino acids. The record is from RefSeq and is a predicted model, not a curated record. Lineage: Eukaryota; Viridiplantae; Streptophyta; Magnoliopsida; Proteales; Proteaceae.